Molecule: messenger RNA, 4855 nt
Organism: Cryptomeria japonica (Japanese cedar)
Lineage: Eukaryota; Viridiplantae; Streptophyta; Pinopsida; Cupressales; Cupressaceae
Product: protein TONSOKU
Exons: 19
Coding region: 204-4511 (1435 amino acids)
Biological process (GO): meristem structural organization; response to DNA damage checkpoint signaling; epigenetic regulation of gene expression
Cellular component (GO): nucleus
Molecular function (GO): protein binding
Source: RefSeq, a predicted model, not a curated record
CCCGCCAUUCAACUUCCCGUGUACUUCCGGGGAAAAGUAGCGCGAACAGCCAUUUUGAAAAGAACAUGUAAAAAUUCCGUCUUAUACCCGAAUCCCGACCCAAAUCAAAUUCUUAUCAGUUCGAAUUCUCAAUAUCUGGAACUAUCACGGCCAAAACAAAUAACACUCUUGUGGAUUUGAGGAAAAAUCGGACAACUAAAACAAUGGCGAGGGGCAAUAAGGACAUGGAAAUGGCGAAACAAGGUUACAGGGAAGCCAAAAACAGGGGAGACAACGAAGAAGAAGCCCGCUGGGCCAACCAAAUUGGCCAUCUUCUCAAAGAACGAGGAGAAUAUGUAGAAGCUCUCAGAUGGUUUCAAAUCGAUUACGAGCUUUCUCUCAAGCAUCUGCCUCAGAAGCAGCUUAUGCCCACGUGCCAAUCCAUUGGGGAAAUGUACUUGCGCCUCGAAAGAUUUGACGAUGCACUGAUUUACCAGAAAAAACAUCUGGAAUUUGCUCAAAAGGUGGAUGAUCUUGUGGAGCAGCAGCGGGCUAGCACGCAGCUUGGUAGGACUUACUUUGACAUUUAUGAAAAAAAUGAAGAUAAUUACUUUGCACUCAAAAAGGCAAAGAAAUAUGUGAAGCUGUCACUGGAAUUAGCUCGCACUUUAAAGGAGAACCCCCCAAAUAGAAAUUCCCCAUCCUUUGUCAAGGAGCUUGUGGAUGCAUAUAAUAAUAUGGGUUUGCUUAAAAUUUAUUUGGAAGAUUACAUUGAGGCAGAAAGGGUUUUGCAAGACGGUUUAAGGAUUUGUGAUAAUGAAGAGGUUGCGGACAAUGAUGAAGGGAGGACAAGGCUUCACCAUAAUCUAGGUCGAAUUUACAUUGAGAUAAAAGAGUGGGAAAAGGCAAAGGAACAUAUUCAUAUUGAUAUCCAAAUAUGUCAAAAUAUUCCCCAUCCUCAAGGGGAGGCCAAUGGUCUCAUCAACCUUGGUUUAAUUCAUUAUAAAUUGCAUAAGUAUGAUGAUGCCCUUUUAUGCUAUAAAAGAGCUUUGAGGAUUGCGAGUAAAUUGGAGGAUGAAGAUGCCCUAGUGAAAAGUGUUAGAUUGAAUAUUGAAAGCACUGAAGAAGCUCUGAAGAUAAUGAGCGAACUGGUUCAAGAAGAGCAGCAGCUGAAAAAGCUUACUCGUAAUGCUAGCCUAGCAUUGGGCACUGUAUCUCAGAGAAGAAAUCAGAUUCAACUACACAAAUUUCUGAAACGAUUAAUUGAGAUUGCAAUAAAUAUUGAAGCAUGGCCCAAGUAUCUUGAAUAUGCCAAAAAAGCAAAAAAUGUGGUGAAAGGGCUAAGAGACAUGGAAAAACUAAGUGAUGCAUUCCUAGAUAUUGGUGAGGCUUAUUAUAACCUCCGCAAGUUUGAUAAGGCAAAAAAAUGGUACAUGAAAAGUUGGAAAGCCAGCAAGGCCAUUCACAAUCUUGAAGGUCAAGCUGUAGCAAAAAUCAAUAUUGGUAAUGCACUUGACUCAGCUGGUGAAUGGACUGAAGCGCUGGAAGCAUACCAAGAGGGUUAUGAUAUGGCUGUUCAGGGGAAGGUAAUAUCCUCACAGUCUACAGCACUGCAGAAUAUGCAUUAUAGCUACAUGCUGCGAUUUGAUAAUCUCGAAGAGGCAAGGAAAUUGGAACCUGAUAUUGAACGAUUAAAAGAAAUCAUAGCUAAAAAGGGAGAUGACAAAGGUUCUGAUGAUGAACGGUUGUCUGAAACUGAGAGUGAAUCGGAUGAUUCUGUAAACGUAGCAGAUGAAGAAAUGACUACACAUCAUUCACCUAUUCGCCUUUUCGAGAGAACAGCAGAUAGUGGUCAUCUCUUUGGGCAUGAUGCUGGCAACACAUCAGGUCAAGGAGCCAAGCCUCAUGCAUUAGUUGAGGACGACCUUCCUUUGUCUCAAUAUUUGAAUUCUUGCAAGAAGGGAUUUAAGAAGGAAAAAGUUCCUCAGGACAUGCAAGGGAAGAAAAGAAGUCAGAAUUCAAGCAGUCUUGAAGCAAAUAAUAAAUCUCAGGAGAAAAAUGACAAUGCUCUUCUUCCACAGGUUGUUGCUAGUGAACUAUUAGUUGGAUGCAAACGGUCCCAUAUGGUUAUAUCUGAUGACGAGUCAAGUGAUAAUCCAAAAAAGAGCCAUAUCAAUCUACAUAUGGAGAAAGACAAAGAUCCAAAAACUUGCAUUUUAGAGAUUCGAGAUAACAUGUCUGCAUAUUCUUCUGAAAGGAUACCAUCAAAGGCCAGAGGAACACACGUCUCUCCUCAUGUGCUGGGACAGAUUUCAGCUGAUGGUAAUUCUGGAAACAGUAAGGGAGUAACAGAAAUAUCAACUUCCGUCCAGAAGGGAGUUGACUUUUCCACUGGGUUGGUGCCAACAAGAAGUUUAGAUAGUUUAAUCUCGGUUAGGAUUGGUGAAAUCAUCGUAACAGUGGAUGUAGGGGGACCAUGUCAAUAUGAUUUAAAGACAAUUGGUUGGCUGAAGUUAGAGGUGGUACAACAAUAUUGUGUACAAGUUUAUAGCAAGGAUAAAUCUUUAGGUUUGAAGCCUGUUGUUCAAGAGCUAAUUUACAAGGGAAGUACUCAUAAGUCAGAUGAGUUGGUAAAAGAUCUUAUAUCCAGCCUUAUUCCUGGAGAUAUAAUUGAUGCUGUCAUUAAUGGUUGGGUUUGGUUAACUUUGGCAGAUCAAUAUUUAAUCUCUUGCAAGGAAUGCAGUCAGACUCCUAAUCAAAUACUCUUGACUAAACUAUAUAACAUGAAGGUAUCAGAAGAUGAAGUUGUGGUGUCUAAUUGUGAGCUGGAUGAUGUGUCCGUGUUGCCUUUGAUAAAGGCACUUGGAAAGUCUGGGAUAUUCUCACUUUUGGAUUUGUCUCACAAUUCCCUAGGAAACCAAACUUUGCACAGUGUACAAGAAAUGAUUGCUGCAUCAAACAAUAGAAAUUUGGGAUUGACACUAGAUCUUCAUGACAAUCAACUAGGGGCUAGUGCUUUGCUGCAGAUUUGCCAAUGCCCUGUUUCUUUAUCUCGACUUGAAGUGUUGAACUUAGCUGGAAAUCGCUUGACAGAUGCCUCUGCUCGCCAUCUUGCCACCAUUAUUGAAGAUUGCAAAGCUUUGGCAAUUUUGAAUUUGGAGGGUUGCUCUCUCACCAGCAGAACCGUUCAUAGGAUUUCCAGUGCAUUGCCUUUGGAGUCAGGACUUGUCAAACUAUCAAUUGGUAAAAAUCACAUUUAUGGAAAUUGCAUAUCAGAUCUGCUGAAGAAGCUGUCUAAGCUAGAAAGUUUUUCAGAUCUUGACUUGACAAAUGUGGAGUUGAAUAAAACUUCAAUAGAUAGCCUUUGCCACCUUCUUCAAACAUCAUCUAGUAUUGCUUCACUGGUGAUUCAAGGCACAAACAUUGGAAAGGAUGGAGCUUUAAAAUUAAGUGAAACCUUGGCAGAACGAGCAAUGGCAGUUACAGUGCUUGAUAUGUCUUUUUGUGGGAUUGGUCUUCAUGGUGGAGAAAAACUUUUCAAUGACCUCAGUUUACAUGAAGGCCUUCUUCAGUUGAAUUUGAGUGGGAAUCCACUUGAGGAAAGGGGGGUCAAUGCUUUAGGACAUCUUCUUGGAAAUGCACAAUGCCAUUUGAAGUGGCUGAUGGUAAACAAAUGCAGCCUUGGUCAACCUGGGGUUCUCAAAAUCAUCAAGGCUUUGUCGGAGAACCGGUCCCUACAAGAACUCGGUCUUGCUGAAAAUACAAUUGUUGGGGAUGAUACCAUCUUUAAUAUCGUUGGUGGAGCUGAUAGAACCAGCACAGCAUGCUGUGGUGAAGAAGUUGUUACUAACAAGAACAAUCAUGGGGAAUAUUCAGAAAUUAGAACGAGGGACAAAUCAAUACAAAUUGAAAUCCCAAUUGUCAUGGAAUGUGUAGAAUUUCUCGAUCGUGCGAAUGACGAGCGCCACAGUCCAGUUGGCCGGAUGUACCAUUCAAUCCCUACUGAGUUCAAUUAUAAUGGUGCCAAAGCUUGCACUGGCGAUAAAAUUGUAAGCAUUGAGCAACACUCACAACAAACUUAUAAGAAGCAUGACAGAAAUCAUAAUAAGUAUGAUGUGGCGGACAGUGAGGAUGAGGGAAGACCGGAAGGUGUCAAUUGCUCCUCCCUUGAGGAGGAUUGUGCAAGCUCAUCACGUUCAUUGGGGCUUGUCCGGGGCAGGUCUCAUCAAUUUCAGGAUUUCCAGUCAAUCAUAAGUCCUCCACCAAAAGGUGAGACCAAAGCAAACGGAAUUCCACUAACAGAGUAUGCAUCUGAGCUCUCCUCAGCUAUUUGUUUGGCAAGAUACCUUCAGCUAUUGGACCUGAGUGAUAAUUUGCUUACUUCGGAAAUAGUAGAGCAACUUUAUGUUGCGUGGUCAUCAAAUACAAGAGCGGGUACUCCAGUGAAGCACUCUGACAAUCAAAUUGUUCACUUUACUGUGGAAGGCAGGCAAUGCUGUGGCCUUAGAAAAUGCUGUCAGAGAUCAUGUUGAGGUUUUUUGUCAACUCUGAUUAAGUUAAUGUAUAGUACUACUAGUUGUAUUUGAUGUCAGUUUUGUAUAGAUCUCUUUAAUUCAUGUCCUACUUAAUGUCAAUGGCAAUGGAAAAGGUUUUAUCUGUCAAUUCACUCUCGUGCCUGGAUUUGAAACUGUUAGGAAUUAGUGUUCACGCGAGUGUUAUAUUAUUUGUUAGGUUUGUUAUAGUUUUGUUAAAAUAUUGUCUGUAGGAUAAUAUAUUGAUUGUACGAAAUGUUAGUUUGAACAAUUCAUAUAUUUAGAAGAUUUAUUGGCGAUAUAUAAUGUAUCAUUGAAUGAAUGGAGCAUGAAAUUAAAGACAA